This is a messenger RNA of Penicillium vulpinum, 387 nucleotides long. RefSeq lists its product as uncharacterized. The transcript is spliced from 2 exons. The coding region runs from base 1 to 387 and encodes 128 amino acids. NCBI's taxonomy places the organism in Eukaryota, Fungi, Ascomycota, Eurotiomycetes, Eurotiales, Aspergillaceae. The record is from RefSeq and is a predicted model, not a curated record.
AUGGCCAAACCAGACGAGAAACCUCAAUUACUGAGACGCUCGUCCCGUAUUGCGGAGAAAAUUGCAGCGCAGAUUGCGGCACAACAGGAACAGGAACAGGAACAGGAACAGGCCAGAAAGGCCGAAAUGGAAGCCAGGGCGACGUACAGCGAGCUCAGCCAGUCCGGCUCCUCUCACACAGGCCCGGCUCUGAAGCACGCCUGUUUCGUGUCCGACGGACCCUUAUGCAACAUCUGCAACCUAGCGAUUGAUCAAUGUGUCAAGACUCUCGACGAGUUGAAUUUGGCUGUCGACGAUGGACUGAGUCUGACUGGAGAUGAGUUGGAGGAGAAUAUUCGCACUAUUUUCCAAGUGAAAAACGAUAGGACUGAUUACCUGAGAAGGUAG